AUGGAGUACGGGAAGUAUGCUGAACCGGAGGGCGACCAAACGACGACAACCGGCGAUGGAGAAGGGACAUCAAGAAGUCCAAUAGGAUUGAACGAUGGUGUGGCGGUGGAAGUGGACGCCCUGAUGGAAGGCACACAAGUCCAUGAUACAACUGGCGAUGUUUCGGUCGGCGACGGGCGUGAGUCACGGAGCGCCGACGGAAGGAGAAGGGGAACGCGGACUGGGCUGAGGAGCCAGACUCCGGUCCCAAAGGCGAGGGUGAUACUCACUCAGAUCGACCAGGAUGCCGAUGACAAAUCGGCUGAAUCGGACGACUCGCUGUACAAUGUGCGGUCGCGGUCACGAUCACCGUCGUUGGGCCGCUUCUGGAACUCGAGUAGCAAGCGCCGAAAGCUCGAGGACGGCAGGUCCGGCAGUGAAAGCGAAGAGACAGAGAUGCAGAACGGCGCUGCGUCGCCGUCGGCUGCGAGGCCGGCGAAGAAGGCGGACUUUAUGAGCAAGGCGGCAGCACAGGCGAGGCUCAAUGCCGAGCUGCGCGAGGCAUCAAGAUUGAAUGCCGAAGAGGAGGUCAGUAAAAUGACCAUCCGGUCGCGGCCGUUAAAUCCAUCAAACGAGACGGAGCUUUCGUCUGCUCUCGUGCAACAAUCGUCCGACGCUGUUGAAAUAAUAAAGGCCGUAGCAAAGAGCUCCCGCAACCUAAAAGGAACCUACCAAAGGAAACUCAAGGAGGCAGGGGACGCGAUCGUAGAUGCCAUAGGGGUUCUGGCGACGCGCUUGCUGUCCUCAGACGAGGUACAACGCCUUCAAAAGUGUAACGAGCGACAGCAAGCGGAGAUAGCCGAGUUGCGGGCGGAGUUAGCCCAAAUUAAGACGGAUCUACGGCAGCGUGAGUCGGAGAGAGUACCCUCUCCGAUGCAGACGCAGCCGAUUACACUUUCGCAGGAGCCAGUGGAGCCAUCAUCUGAGCGGGCAACCAUUGUCGCCAUGAUGAAUGCCCGCUUUGAUGCGCUGGAAGUGGAAGGGAGGUUACUCCCCGCCAGAAACUUGCGUCCCCAACUGGCGGCCGACAAAAAGAAGGCGGGAGAGAAAAUGGCGCCCGUUUCGGUGCCUACCAGUGGCGGUAAAAAGAAAAACAAGACGUCGGCAGUGGCUCCUGACAAUAUGAAGGCACCCCCUGCACCUCCCUCUCCAGCACAAGAGGGCCCCAAAGGCGGGAAGGCAAAACAGAAGAAGGGCUUGCAACCCGCCGUCGACGCUGGUCCAUCGGCUUCGAGAAAGCCCCAACCACUAGCCCCUGCAACCGCUUCCUCGGACCAGCAGUGGACCAAGGUGGUCAGCAAGAGGGCUAAAAAGAAGGCCGCUGCGAAGUCGAACCCGCAGCCUCAGGCGAAGGCCAAGACUCGCCCUAAAUCUGGUGGACGUAAUCUCCGCCCACCACGGUCAGCAGCAGUUGUGCUGACGCUGCAACCAGAGGCGGAGAAAAGUGGAGCGACGUAUGCCAAGGUGCUGGCCGAUGCUAAGGCCAAAGUGAAUCUCGUGGAACUCGGCAUAUCGGCCUUGCAAUUCCGACGAGCAGCCACUGGUGCGCGGGUCCUGGAGUUGCCGGGAGUGACCAGCAGCGAGAAGGCAGACAAGCUGGCGCAGGUGCUGGCGGAGAAGUUGGGGGAAGGAGUCCGGGUCACCAGGCCGACGAAGUGUGCAGAGCUGCGUCUAUCAAACCUGGACGACUCUGUAACCCCAGAAGAGGUAGUUGCCGCCGUUGCUCGAGUUGGCGAGUGUGCUACGGAUCAGGUGAAAACCGGGGAGAUUCGUUUGGACUACAGUGGUCUCGGCACCGUGUGGGUGCGCUGCCCGGUCACAGCGGCAAAAAAGGUGGCCGAUGGCGGCCGUUUCCUGGUGGGGUGGUCCUCAGCACAGGUCAAACUGCUGGAGCCGAGAGUAAUGCGCUGCUUCCGCUGCCUGGAGUGCGGGCAUGUGAAAGCGCAGUGUCAGGCGCAGGUGGACCGUGGCGGACUGUGCUACCGUUGCGGGAAGCCUGACCACAAGGCGGCGCAGUGCUCAGCGGCGCCCCACUGUGCCGUGUGCGAUUCGGCGGGCAAGCCGGCAAGUCACGUCCUUGGCUCCAAGGCGUGCACUACAUCACGCCCGAGAAAGGGGAAGAAAGCUGGUGAUGGCCCCCGGGUCUCCUCGCAGUUUUCUCAGGUGGCUACAAAAACACCUGUGGCCCGUAAUGAGGCGGCAGAGGGAAUGGCUCUCGAUUAA
Cydia amplana is the source of this 2262-nucleotide messenger RNA. RefSeq lists its product as uncharacterized. Gene Ontology annotation, molecular function: nucleic acid binding; zinc ion binding. NCBI's taxonomy places the organism in Eukaryota, Metazoa, Arthropoda, Insecta, Lepidoptera, Tortricidae. The coding region runs from base 1 to 2262 and encodes 753 amino acids. The transcript is spliced from 2 exons. The record is from RefSeq and is a predicted model, not a curated record.